CUCUGAGCCGAUCCACUGUGGAAAGCUGGUGUCACCGUCACCUGGACUUCAGCCUGGGAGUCGUUUGCCAUGAGGCUGGUGGCCGUCGCCGUUGAGCCUUGACGGGGGAAGAGGGUGGGGGGGCGCCGCCGCCAUGGAGGAGGAGAAUGCCAACGUGCCGGAGCCGGCCAGCGAGUGCCCGCCGACGCAGCCUCUGAAGUUCGAUAUAAAACGCCAUGCCAUCACCGACGACUACAAGGUAUCCAAGCAGGUGCUGGGCCUGGGCAUCAACGGCAAGGUGCUGGAGUGUUACCGCAGGGACAGCGGGCUGAAGUGCGCUCUGAAGAUUCUGCAUGACAGCCCCAAGGCUCGGCGGGAGGUGGAUUACCACACCAGAGCGUCAGGGGGGCCGCAUAUCGUGGGCGUCCUGGACGUGUAUGAGAACAUCCAUCGUGGCAAGAGAUGCCUUCUCAUUGUCAUGGAGUGCAUGCAGGGAGGGGAGCUCUUCACUCGCAUCCAGCAGAGAGGUGACCAGGCCUUCACAGAACGAGAGGCGUCGGACAUAAUGCGCGGCAUCGGAUUGGCCAUUCAGCACCUCCACGCGCUGAACAUCGCCCACCGAGAUGUCAAGCCCGAGAAUCUCCUCUACUCCUCCAAGGACAUCAAUGCUGAUCUGAAGAUCACAGAUUUCGGCUUCUCCAAAGAGACGACCAUCCAAAACGCGCUGCAGACGCCCUGCUACACGCCGUACUAUGUGGCUCCGGAGGUUCUGGGCCCUGAGAAAUACGACAAGUCGUGUGAUAUGUGGUCGUUGGGGGUCAUAAUGUAUAUACUACUGUGCGGAUAUCCCCCCUUCUACUCCAACACCGGCCAGGCCAUCUCCCCCGGGAUGAAGAAGAGGAUUAGGAUGGGGCAGUACGAGUUCCCAGCGCCGGAGUGGAACGAAGUCUCGGAAGAAGCCAAACAGAUGAUCCGCCUCCUCCUGCGGACGGACCCGACGGAGCGGAUGACGAUCACACAAUUCAUGAACCAUGCCUGGAUCAAUCAAUCUAUGGCCGUCCCGCAGACCCCCCUCCACACGGCCCGAGUCCUGCAGGAGGACAAGGAGCACUGGGACGAGGUGAAGGAGGAGAUGACGAGCGCUCUGGCCACGAUGAGAGUUGAUUACGACCAAGUGAAGAUCAAAGAUCUCAACUCGUCCACUAACAGACUCCUCAACAAGCGGCGCAAGAAACAGACGGACGGCUCCGCCCCUACUUGUAACAACCAAUGAGGACUGUACAUUGGGCAGAGAGCGCUCCGCGGGGGCGUGUCCCGUGCCGCAUUAUUUUUAUGAUUUGUUCUGUUUAUCUGUAGUGUAAUUAUUCCGGCACCUUGCUGUGUGUACAUACAUAUACGUAUUUAUGGAGCCGA
Molecule: messenger RNA, 1392 nt
Organism: Rana temporaria (common frog)
Lineage: Eukaryota; Metazoa; Chordata; Amphibia; Anura; Ranidae
Gene: MAPKAPK3
Product: MAPK activated protein kinase 3
Exons: 10
Coding region: 134-1252 (372 amino acids)
Biological process (GO): toll-like receptor signaling pathway; protein autophosphorylation; response to cytokine
Cellular component (GO): nucleus; cytoplasm
Molecular function (GO): calmodulin binding; ATP binding; calcium-dependent protein serine/threonine kinase activity
Source: RefSeq, a predicted model, not a curated record